AUGGAGCCUUUUCUCAAGACAGUGGGCAACCUCCUCCCAUAUCAUCUUCUCUCUUAUGGUGCACUCCUCGGAACAGAGCUCUAUCAGAGCUUUGUCAACACAAGGAUAUGCUACCAAGCCUUGCCAAUGAAGGAGUUUAUUGUUCUCCAAAAGCGCCUUUUCCCCAUCUAUUUUGGAACGCAGGUCGGACUCACAGCGCUGACCGCAGCAACACACCCACCGUACAGUAUUUUGUCACUAGUCCAAGACCCAUGGAGUGCAGCUCCUCUUGCUGUCGUUGCUUUGACCGGAUGUCUGAAUUGGUUCAUAUAUGGGCCUCGCACGACCACUACAUCGUUGGUCAGGAGGGCUCUACAAGAAAGCGAGAACAAUGAGGCUGACUCCGAUGGGUCAAAGAUACUUCGGGCCAACCGCAACUUCGCGCGAAAUCACGCGAUGGCCAUCCAUUUGAAUGCCAUCGCCAUGAUAGCCACCGUUGUCUACGGAUUCUCGCUAUCUGCUACGCUGAUGGCAGGAAUCUAG
Molecule: messenger RNA, 522 nt
Organism: Penicillium vulpinum
Lineage: Eukaryota; Fungi; Ascomycota; Eurotiomycetes; Eurotiales; Aspergillaceae
Product: DUF4149 domain-containing protein
Exons: 3
Coding region: 1-522 (173 amino acids)
Source: RefSeq, a predicted model, not a curated record